AUGAUCCUGGACAAAGUCGACUUUUCGCACAUCGCAAGUGCUUUCAAAUUGCGUGGCUACACAUACACCGGAUGUGGUCCCGUUAGCUUGUCAAUGCCCACUGGUCAAGGACCUGAUGCAGCAUCCCGAGAAAGAGAUAUGUUCGAGCUCGCGAAACAACGACGUCGCGCGGACGCAGAACAAGCAAGACUGAAGUUGGCCAAGAAGGAAGCAAGAUCGCGCAUUCGACAGUUCGAAGACCAACGACAGAAUCGAGACAUCGACAUUCGCACUCCACAGAGAUCAACAGAGAUUGCCGAGAGAGAUUCAGGCGUAUUCGUUCUCGAGGACUUGAAGACCGUUGCCAGCAACGCAGAAACAGUCGCCAAAAUCGUGUCCAAGUGGAGGGCAAGAGCUCGCUGGCACUCCAACGAGGACUCGCGCAUCCUCCACAAGCUCGUUGAUGAGCCCGCGGAACUCGGACACCUCUCUCUUGAAGCACCACUCGAAUGA
Aureobasidium vineae is the source of this 492-nucleotide messenger RNA. Lineage: Eukaryota; Fungi; Ascomycota; Dothideomycetes; Dothideales; Saccotheciaceae. The record is from the annotation of a GenBank genome assembly.